Paramecium sonneborni is the source of this 393-nucleotide messenger RNA. Lineage: Eukaryota; Ciliophora; Oligohymenophorea; Peniculida; Parameciidae. The record is from the annotation of a GenBank genome assembly.
AUGAUUGAAAAGAUGAUUAAGUUAUUGAUUAAAUACUAAAUCAAAAACCUAAUAUAAAAGAUGAACAUCAUGGAAUUAAUUUAAAAAAUACUUAAAGAAGAAAGAGCUUUAAAACUGUUCAUCGUAAUCAUAUUUAUGAUCUUGCUGAUUUAGUUAAAGAAGACAUAAAAUUACUCUAAAUUUUCAAUCAACCGAAUUCUAUUAUAGAACAUUAUGUUGAUGAAUUAGAUAGAGUUCUCUUUCUAAAAAUUGACAAAAUAUAAAAGUAAUUAAAAUUUUAAUUCUUCUAGGUUAAGAUAAAGGUUAUAGUAAUUUAAAUAGCACUUAAUGGAUGAAUAAGAUCUCUCACUGUAAUGCCAAACACAUUUCUACUAAAAACAACACUAAAACUGA